Messenger RNA from Trichoderma harzianum CBS 226.95, 1116 nucleotides. RefSeq lists its product as hypothetical. The record is from RefSeq and is a predicted model, not a curated record. Lineage: Eukaryota; Fungi; Ascomycota; Sordariomycetes; Hypocreales; Hypocreaceae. The coding region runs from base 1 to 1116 and encodes 371 amino acids. The transcript has a single exon.
AUGAACAGCGACACGUUCUACCAUUUUUCGAAACUCCCUCCCGAAAUCCGGCAGCACAUCUGGCAAUACUGCCCGCCGCAUCGCGUAGCUGAAGAAGACUUCCCCUAUUUCCUUCUCGAUGGCAACGAAUCUCGUCAAGCUGGCUGGACCAAAAGCUCAACGUAUGAAAACGCCCAGAAGCCUGUCAUCGCGUUUGUGAAUAGAGAAUCUCGCCGAGCCGCACUGGAGCACGGACAAAUUUGGGAGCCACCGGACCCUCACAGCUUGGAGUCGAUAUGGGUGCAACCGAAUAGAGAUGCGCUGCUCCUCAACUAUACAAGGACAUGUGACCUUGUUAUGUAUGGAACCAUCAACGCCACCUCGAGUGUAGUGGUUAUGUUCUUAUGGCGAGCCGAGGGGCACAAGAUGCAGCCUUGCAUUGUCGCAGAGGUCCUUCACCCUUUUAAUUUGAAGACGCUACUAGAUGGCGAUGCUGCCUCCGAGAACCCUCGUAUUAUGUAUGAACAAGCAGACACUGGCGACUCAGGUGAUAUCGCGGGUUAUGCAGAAUGCAUCCAACAGCAAAAGAUAGUCUUGGGCAUCGCAAUGGCCGCGAUAUCUCUGCAUAUCUCCGCGGAAGCAGCUUUGGAUUCUGGUCUGUUCGGGUUACUGGGCGAUGCGCCUGUCCAGUUGGUUGAUUUUGACGACGAAGCUCGCUUGAGGCAAUUCUACACUCUAUUUAAAGAGAAUGCACUGAAUGAGGAGCCGGCUGUGCAAACACUUUUCGACUUAUUUUUGAGCUCUCGAUUCCGCACAGCAGUGGACACAUGGACGAGACAAGCUGACUGGAUCAUCAUGGCUAAUCUGUGGCACUACGCACGAGAAUCCGAGCGUUAUGAUGAUAUUCUGGGUGCAGAUCCGUGUUCAGCAUGGAUGCCUCAGCUGGAAGACUGUUUUUGUUUCUCAAUGUAUGAGUAUUUGCCCAAUGAAGACCACCCGUGGGUAAAGCAAGCCAGAGAGAAGGCACCCAAGCUGCGACCACAAAUCAUGGUGCGAUAUUGUACUCGCAAAUGCUAUACAGGGGAACAGCUCCCCGAUCACCGCGCCACAAACCUGUGGUGGAAUCCGGAUUUUUGA